This is a messenger RNA of Aspergillus niger, 399 nucleotides long. RefSeq lists its product as hypothetical. The transcript is spliced from 3 exons. NCBI's taxonomy places the organism in Eukaryota, Fungi, Ascomycota, Eurotiomycetes, Eurotiales, Aspergillaceae. The record is from RefSeq and is a predicted model, not a curated record. The coding region runs from base 1 to 399 and encodes 132 amino acids.
AUGGCUCGCGUGCGGACUGAGCCAGUUGCACGCUGGCUUCGAACUACCGGCAAUGAAGAUCGGCUAAGCGCACUGCCGCUGGGUCCCGGUCUGGGGGUUCCCCGUCUUGUGCUUGAGAUGCUGAUUAUGGAUGUGUGCCCGGAUAACAGCCUUACAAUAUCAAUCUUCAGAGGUGAAUAUAUCCUGUCGACUCUCGACUACUGUCCCAUGUCCAAUAUGAACAAAGCUCUCUCGUCAUCUCUAUCGGAUCGACGUCCGACGAAGACAUCCGGUGCCGGUCACCUGCUUUUCCGCCAUCGGAUGCGGACGCUUAUGUCAGCUCGAUCGGAACAGCAUGUGUUUGCCGUCAAAUACUUCCCAGGGCUUUGGGAAAAGACAACAAUGUGCAUGAUCGAAUGA